AAACUCGUCUGUUCCAUUUUUCUCAACGCGAUAAAUUUAAUUUUACUUAUAAUUAACUUUGCUAAUAAUAUUUUCUUUGUUUUACUAAUUGUAUACAAUCGACGAAAAAAGAUGGAUAAAAGAGAUCAGGGAUACAAAGAACUUCAUGCUCCAAUAUUCUACAAUUUCUUUUUCAUUUCCAGUAUUUUCGUAGUUCUUCAAGAUUUAAGUUUUCUUAUAAGAGUUAUCGGAUAUAAUGAUCCAAUUUAUGAUGUCGUCUAUAUAUUUUGUAUUAACGCAGUAAUAUUUUGUUUCACGAGUAUGUCAUUUGCUUGUAUGAUAUUUCUUCAAUUUCUCUCAGUUGCUCAACGUUUAGUCAUAUUAUACUUGCCAAAACUAAAAUGGCUUUUCAUGGAGUAA
Molecule: messenger RNA, 399 nt
Organism: Caenorhabditis elegans
Lineage: Eukaryota; Metazoa; Nematoda; Chromadorea; Rhabditida; Rhabditidae
Source: the annotation of a RefSeq genome assembly